UUCGAAAAUCCACACAACCAGCUUAGAAACCCAACUUGCAAAUUGGAGCUUCAAACUAUUCCCAAAGCAGAAUCACACAAUUUUCGAGUACUAUUCAACACCUAAACCACCGUUGCCCAAUGGCUAGUGCAUGGCUUUGGUCAUCAACUACAUUUCUGAUGAUCUUCAUCUCCAUAUUCUUUCCCAUCCCUCUUCCCAUCUCUCUUCCUCCUCCAAUUACAGUUACUGCUGCAUGGUCAUGGCCUCAAAUUGCAAUUUCCAUGGCUUGCCUUCUUGUGCCUCUCACCAUAAUCACCUUGAUUCACUUCUUGCCUCUACUGAUCCUCCACCAUGAUCAUCGCCACAACAACAACAACAACAAAAACCUCCCCAAGGGCUCCUUUGGCUGGCCUUUGCUUGGUGAAACCCUUGGCUUCCUUAACCCUCAUCCAUCCACUUCCCUGGGAACUUUCCUUCAAGACCAUUGCUCUAGGUAUGGGAAGGUUUUCAGGUCACAUUUGUUCUUGUCCCCAACUGUGGUGUCAUGUGAUCAGGAGCUGAACUACUUCAUACUCCAGAAUGAAGGGAAGCUGUUCGAAUGCAGCUACCCAAAGCCCAUCCAUGGGAUUCUUGGCAAUGUGUCGAUGCUUGUGGCCGUUGGUGACACUCACAGGAGGCUUAGGAACGUUGCUCUGUCUCUUGUCAAUGUCACAAAAUCGAACCCUGAGUUCUUGCAUGAUGUGGAGAUGACUGCAACUAUGAUCCUGAAAUCCUGGAGUGGGAAGGAGCAAGUUCUGUUCUGCGAGGAAGCCAGAAAGUAUAGUUUCAACGUGAUUGUGAAGCAAGUUCUUGGGUUAACGCCAAAGGAUCCUGAAACCACAAGGAUUCUUGAGGAUUUCUUAACCUUCAUGAAGGGUCUCAUCUCUCUUCCUCUCUAUGUCGCUGGAACUCCAUAUGCUAGAGCUGUUCAGGCUAGAAGCAGGAUAGCUUCCUCUGUAAAAGCAAUUAUAGAGGAAAGGAAAAGAAGGAGAAGGAUGGAAGGGGAAGGCUAUUUUGGGAAAGGGAAAGUUGAUUUCCUUGAGAUACUACUGGGCGUGGAAACCUUAUCUGAGGAUGAAAAAGUGAGUUUUGUUCUGGACUCUCUGUUGGGUGGAUAUGAAACAACUUCUCUGUUGCUGGCCAUGGUGGUGCAUUUUCUAGGUCAAUCCCCUCUUGCCCUUUCUCACCUCAAGUUGGAGCAUGAAAAUAUAAGAAGUUGGAAGAAAGAAGAGGAAUGUUUGAGUUGGGAAGAUUACAAAAAGAUGGAAUUCACCCAUCAUGUCAUCAAUGAAGCAAUGAGGUGUGGGAACAUAGUAAAGUUUGUGCACAGAAAGGCCCUGAAAGAUGUCAAAUUUAGAGAUUACUUAAUUCCAUCAGGCUGGAAGGUUCUGCCUGUCUUCACUGCUGUUCAUUUGGACCCUUCUUUGCAUCCAAAUGCUCUCAAGUUUGAUCCUUGGAGAUGGGAGGUAAGUCUGGAUCCUUUUCUUUAUGAAACUGUCAUUGCUACCAUAAACAUACAGAGCUUCAACCCGACGACUCUUGUCGAAUAGGGCUCAGUUAUACGAUGUGGAAUGUGGGUAGUGAUGAAUUGUAUAAUACCUGCAAUGUACCUAUGCAGAGUGAAGAUCAAACAAGCAAGAAAUUCACACCAUUUGGAGGAGGGUUAAGGUGUUGCCCUGGUUCUGAACUGGCCAAAGUUGAAAUUGCAUUCUUCCUCCACCAUUUAGUGCUACAGAACUUCAGAUGGAGAACUGAAGAUUCAGAUGGACCCUUGGCAUUUCCUUAUGUAGAAUUCGAAAAGGGUUUGCUGCUAAAUUUGGACCAUUCAUGAUGAUCUUUCUUGAAGAAAUCUUGUUCUUCCGUAGUUGCUUUAGCUUUUUUGAGGAGUUUUAAUUAGGAUCAUUAUCUGCCAAUCUUUACUUUCUGUUGCUACAUAUGUAUGUAACUUUGUAUACAUAUCUUCCAUUCCCCCUGCCCUUGCUUCAUUUCGAUGGAAAUGGGCUUUUGCCACAACUGUUAUAUUUUGUGUUGACACUCCAUUUGGUAAAUAAUGAGAGGAAUAAACAUUGAGUAGGUUGUGAGUGAAGGGUUGGCACUGUAAUAUCAUAAAAAAUGACCUUCAAAGUUGGUAUGAUUGCAAACAUGAGAG
This is a messenger RNA of Linum tenue, 2167 nucleotides long. The record is from the annotation of a GenBank genome assembly. NCBI's taxonomy places the organism in Eukaryota, Viridiplantae, Streptophyta, Magnoliopsida, Malpighiales, Linaceae.